Molecule: messenger RNA, 2131 nt
Organism: Paramisgurnus dabryanus
Lineage: Eukaryota; Metazoa; Chordata; Actinopteri; Cypriniformes; Cobitidae
Product: sialic acid-binding Ig-like lectin 14
Biological process (GO): cell adhesion
Cellular component (GO): plasma membrane
Molecular function (GO): sialic acid binding
Source: RefSeq, a predicted model, not a curated record
CUACAGGAUCCAUGAACGAGACAUUUUAACAAUCUGCUUUCAUCAAAAAUACUACACUGGUUACACCAGAUUUCUAAUUUCUGGUGUGUGUUUUUUCAAAGGACUGAUCUUAUUUUAAUGAAGAGAUGGAUAAACUCAUUCUUUUAUUUUUUCUGUUACAAGGUGUUUGGUGUGGAGAUUGGAGCGUCAGUCUGCCAGAGAAGAUUGAAGCUCUGAGUGGAUCCUGUGUGACCAUAAACUGCACAUUUGAAAUUGAUAACAAAUAUGACAAAGAUCUCACUGACAGUGCUGCAGGAGUGUGGCUUAAAGAUGGGACUGACUUCCUAAAAAAUGUUGUAUUUAACUCCAGUAGGACCAAUCUCUAUUUUAAAGCGGAAAUAGUUGGAAAAUUAAAAAGCAAGGACUGUGCCACCAUCUUUUAUAAUGUUACUUCAAAUUACAGUGGUCAGUUUUUCUUCAGGAUUGAGGGUAAUGGUGGACUGAAAUAUACCUAUACACAAAAAUCUGUUUCAUUAUAUGUGAUUGCCUCUUUCCCCAAUCCCACAGUGCAGAUAUUUAAGGAUCAGAUGGAGGUUGAGGUUCAGGAGGAGGUGUUAGAGGGGAGCUCUAUGUGUCUGCGCUGCUCUGCUAAGACUCUCUGCUCCUCUUCUCCACCAACUCUCACAUGGAGCUCCACUGACAGACUCCACCUCAAUGAGAGCAGCAGACUACAGCUGGAUCAACAGAAACAAACUGAGAUCAUCUCUGAUCUGAACUUCACUGCUACUCACCUUCAACAUGGAGUCACUUUCAUCUGCACUAUAACCUACCAGCUACAGCAGAGGAACAGAACAGCACAGAACAACAUCACAUUACGUGUUAAGUAUGCUCCUAAAGACACAUCAGUGUCUGUGUUUCCAUCUAACUCUGUACUGGAGGGCAGUUCAGUGACUUUGAACUGCAGCAGUGAUGGAAAUCCAGCAGUGUUCAACUACACCUGGUACAGAGAGAAUGAAGGACAGCUGGAAGAGCUGCAGACUGGAUAUAAUCUCACCUUCAUUGUGACUGAUCGUACACACACAGGACGCUACUACUGUCAAACCAAAAACCAACAUGGCACUCAAAACACAUCAGUGUUGCUGGACAUUCAGUAUGCACCCAAAAUCUCUCUCUUCAGUUGUAACAGAACUGAUGUAACUGUGUGUUUGUGUGAGGCUCAUGGGAAUCCCUCUCCUAAAGUGGAGUGGUUUCUAUCUGGACGUCCUGUCAGUAACUCUACAAACACAUUCAUCAGUGAGGAGCGAUUGAGCAGCACAGACUUGAGGAGCUUAAUUUCUCUCCAUCAGUCACUUACACACACAGACACUCUGCAGUGUGUCACCAACAACACUCACGGCAAUGCCAGUCAAGAGAUUCAACUGCUUUGCAGUCCUCAGGAGACAACAGGUAUCAGUGUUUUCUCUGUGCUGAUUGGAGCUGCUUUUGGAGUUUCAAUAAUAAUAAUAAUCUUGUGUGUCAUUAAACAUUUCUGUAAACGAAGAGAAAACAGCGGAUCCUCAAAGACAAGACGAAAAGACAUCAAUGGACUUAAUCUGACUGACAGGGCGAAUGAAGAACCUGUUUAUGCCAAUAAAGCUGUUUUGUCACCUGCUGAAGAUGCUUCGCUGAAUUACCCAGAAUCCCUUCAUUAUUCCUCCAUUGACUUCACAAACAACCAAACAGAGUCAGAAGAGAUCAGAGGCGUCUCCUCACUUACUACUGUUUAUGCUGAUGUCCGACAUUAUUCAGGACAAGAGGAAGCAAAGAGCUCUGUGGGAAGCGUUGACCCACUGCCCAACAGCAACAUAUCAACAGUUGUUAAGCAAGAGAACCACAAUAGUACAGACACUGAAUUGCAGUCAGGUGAAGUUUCUGAUCUUUAUGCUCAAGUUAAACACUGCCACACAAAAAAAUAAAAAAUAGGUCACUUUCUAAAAUUUGACAUUUUAUGCCAUGAUAACUUUCUUUCUUUUUUAAAGUCAAGAUUUUUAAAACAUUCCUACAGAGAGUUUUAAAUAUAAAAUAAGGCAUCAGAGCCAAUGUAAUGUUUGAUCCUUGAGUGCAGUAAUUGUGAACAGUGUUAAACAAAACAAACAUCAACUGUGUAGGAUUC